AUGUCUGACACUUCAAAGAGUUCUGGUAAGCACCGUCCGCGCACGUAUCUCCCCGAAGGUUUCCUCAGAAUCUCGAAGCAAACAUCGUGGAAGUCGGGGUAAUGGAGGAGGCGGCUGGAAUCCGUUCCGCCGAAUGAUUUCGAUUGUGACCGGACGCCAAGAGAACACUUCUUCGACGAGCACCAGCCAUUCGGACGGCGAUGCGGUCAUUUUCAGGUGCGGUGGAAGGUGAAGGUGAAAGUGCGCUCCACGGAUAAUCUGUUGCAGAUGGACGGCCGCUUGUCUCAACACGACCUGUCCGAUCUUCUCGAGAAAUCCGCAAUUCAACAUGAUCUACAGCCCCGCGCCGUCGCUUCUGAUGUUCGUCGUCGUGACGUUGUCGUCGGAGAACUCGAUGACGAAGACAUUACAACGACUUUUUGAGCUCACCGACGACGAUAUUGACGGUUUUAUUAUUUUUUUUGCAAACUUUCCUUCUUCAUUCCUUCAUUUAAUUUCUCGACUUUGUCUUUUAGACAUUCGUGAAAUGAGCAAGAAGCUCCAAGAGCUCCGUGCUCAGGGCGUCUUCUACUAUUUCGUCCGUUUUCUCGUCGACGAAGAGCGCACGACGACUGUGAGCAAGGAGCUGAUGAGCAAAAGCACGGACGUCUCCGGCCAGCAAGUGUUCGCCUCGAUUCGUCCGUCCCGAGUCGUCAAGUACCUGAACACGCUCACUUUUUCACCGGUCACUUUGAGCCGUCCGCCCUUGCUCACCACAAAUGGCUACGCGUCGACGGGCCUCAACGCCAAAUGGAUCGGAAACACGCGGAAAGCGGGCCUCCAUCGGUUCGCGUGCAGUUAUCACAAGAAGAAGAUGGAGCCGUUCUUCGAGAUUCGCACCGGAUUCCGGAGAAUCACGAUGGAACAGUUUGAGGUAAGUGAGGGGACGAAAAACGUUGGGAAUUGAACCCGGAGGACAUGGGAGCGUGUCAGGAGACAUGUUAAAAGUGGCCGUAUUCUCUGUUUUGCAGGCCAUCGAAGUGCCGUUCCAAACCGACCGUUGCACUCAUUUCGGGAGCCUCCUCGUGCUGCGGCCCCACUUCCUGGGUCAUCUGCCCUACGCGAACCGUCAACUGACCACCGAGACGCUCACAAAAAUGGUUGCGGAUAUUCAGGCGUCGCCGUGGAUUCAGGGACGUCUUCUGCUGCCGCAAUUCAGCGCAUCCUGUACGCACGAUCUGUGGAAGAAUCUGAUGAGACACGGAGUGCAGCCGGACCUCGGACAGAGUCAGAAGGCACCGCCCAUGGCCUCUCUCUGGCAUUGGGCCAGUAUGACGGUCGGAAGUGAAGGGAUCAGUGGGCUGCAAGCGGCCAAGGCAGGAGGAAAGACAACGGCUUCGCAGAAAGUGAGUCGGGGACUAACUUUUGCAUGAGAAGAAUGCUAGGCCAAGUUGUAUGUUGUACUAUUCAAAGUUGAAGCGCCAUUUCUUUGAUUUCCAGGCUCUGGAACAAGUGUGUCAUGGCCGGAUCUCUGGAGAAUCGCUCUAUGAAAAACACAAAAUGUAUGCGGCGCGCAUCGACUCGCCGUUCACCUACCUGGUCGUCGUUCAGGGCAUUCCCAUCUUCACCGGCUCCUACUUUGGAAAUCCGCCGCCGAAAUCGGCGGAACUCUUCGUCAAUGCUCCGGAAAGGUGACUUCUAGACCUUCCCAAUCGUCAACAUCAUCUGACUUUUCAGAAUCCGUCAUCGUCGUCAGGCGGCCAACCGAAAACGCAAGGAAAAGGAGACUCGGAAGCAGAAACUGUUGCGGAAAGUUCGCAAAUCGGAAGAGCGGGAGAAGGAGAAGGAUCGGAAGCGGGCGGAGAAGGAGAAGAGGAACAAGAGAAGGAGCGUCUCGCCGCCGACGUCUUCCACCACUUCUGUGUCAACCACGACGACGACUUCUCAUGAAGAGUCUCCGAAGUGCUCGCCGAUUCCAGAAGCCGAAGAGCAAACGGAGAAUAGAUUAGAAGCCGAAGGAAGGAAGGACGAGCAAAAGACGGAAAAGAGCAAAUCGAGUGGGUGGAGACGGUUUGCGAACAAGAUUUUCCGUCGAAAGUGAACAUUGCCUAACUGACUGAUAAUUGACAAUAUAGUUGGAUUUGAUCGGGAAAUUCAGUGUCGGAUAAUAUUAAUUGUGUCCCUGUGUCUGCUUCCCGCCUUUUCUGCACCCGAUGAAGACGGAAAAAAACGCCUGCAGCCGAGUGGGAUUCAACCCGAAAAUAGAGGAAAAAUGACGUGGGAAGCGGUUAUUUUCGGCGUGGAUGUCAUCAUAAUUGGGUUGGAAGAGAAGCUCCGCCCACUUCUUUUUUUUUGGGAAGAACUGAAAUUGUCUGGGCUCAUUUUCAGCACACAUGAAAAAUGUGAAAUCUUGACAUUUUUUUGUUGUGAAAUCUUGUCAUCGUUCACUUCAUUUUCGCAGUAGCCCCGCACAUGUUGGGACAACUUCCAAGAGCCACAGUGAUCUUCGGAAUGCUCGUUGCCAAAAGUGAGUGAUCUCCUACAAAAGUGCAGUACUAGAGGUCAAGAUUUCACACGAAACGUUUCAGAACAAUAUAGCAUGUCUCGAGGCGUUGAAAUGUCCACGCAAAGUUGGAAUUCAAUCUAUUUCCGUGCCAAAUUGUCGCCAAAAUUAGAUGCUCCAAAAAGAGACGAAAGUGCACUCACACAAAAUCCAAUUUCGGGCACUGACUAAUAAUUCCCAGAAUGAAGUCCUUUGAAGGAUUAUCUCUAAUCACCACAAUUGCUCCGGCAAAAGAACAUCUAAAUUUGGUCGGAUCACAAAAUGAGCUCUCAAAUUUUGAAAGACCAAAAUAGACUCGAAUUUUCUUAUCACUUCCCCACCCUCCCUCCUAAUAAUCUUCCAUCUAACUGAUGUUGGCCAAAAAAAAAAGCGUGACCCGUCAUUUUUUCUCUGUUUCUGAAUCACAUCAUCUCGUUUUUUUUUCCGUUUUAUUUAUUUUUGCGUCGAACGACUUGCGUCACUUUAAUUGCUGUUUCCGCGGCGGAGCUCAUGAUGGCAUAUUAUUGUGAUGGGAUCAAAUCGUUUCGUUUUUGCACAUUUCGCGAUUUUUUCUCUUGUUCUAGACCGGUGGUUCACGUGCGGAACAUGUGCUCACCAGAGAUGUUGGGAAUUCCGUGUUCCGUGUUCCGUGUUCCGCGUUUUUUUGCAAUAUUUUUUCCGUGUUCCGUGUUCCGUAAAAAAAAAAAAUUUCCGUGUUCCGUGUUCCGUGUUCCGUAAAAAAAAAUUUCCGUGUUCCAUGUUCCGUGUUCCGUAGAAAUAAGUUUUUUCCGUUUUCCGUGUUCCGUGUUCCGUAAAAAAAAAAAUUUCCGUUUUCCGUGUUCCGUGUUCCGUAGAGUAAAAUUUUUAUUCCCAACAUCUCUGGUGCUCACGAGAUUCAAUGAGUCUCGACAGAUUUCGAGGGUGCAUUUAACCGCGCGCGCUUGGACAUUUCGCAACCAAACAAUUUUCAGUCGCAAACCAUGUCCCCAAAGUAGAAAACCCCGAAAAAAAGAGCCGAAAAUAGUGGAGAGAACGGAGCUUGAGGGAUUAUGAAACGAAAAGGAAAUCAGUGUGCAAUUCAUCUUAAAGUAGAGCACUAAUCUGUGCUCAUCCAGAUCAGAUUCAUCGGGUACUCUUUCUCUCUCUCUCUCUCUCUCUCUCUCUCUCUCUCUCUCUCUCUCUCUCUCUCUCUUUCUCUCUCUCAUUUCUUUAAUUGAAUCUCCUUCUUUUCCUCAAUUUCCUUUUCAGAAGCGUCGCCCGUUCUGUGGUCCCACACAAUAUAACUCAAUUAUGUUGUGUUGUUUGGUCUUUUUCGGGCCGGCGGGGGCGGAUUUCCGGAAGAGACUAUAGUCGAUUCGAAAAUUUGUAGCGCUUAGUCUAAGGACUUUAGAGCAUGAUAAACGAAACAACUACUUUCUCGUUUUCAAACUGAAUUCAACUUUUUCACCCAUUUUUCUCGUCGGGAUCCCUUCUCGUGCGAAACGACGAGCGACGGCAAUUAAAAACGAGCUGCGUUGCUGUUUCCUCAUUGAAAAUAAUAAAAAAUAUGGCGAGAUAAUGGACUUUUCGAUUGCCAAUGACUCAUAAAAACGUUUCUUUCGCGAGAAGCUUUUUUUGAAAAAAUUUCCAACUGCCACACGCUUAUCACUGCCCUUAGCCGCCGCGCCACGCAAUACCGGAUGGAGUGUCGGUUAACUCUUUUGGCUGCCAGAACUUCGGCGCGGGUUCGAUCCCCGUGCGACUCAAAACAUUUUUGCCGUUUCCUUGUUGCCACAACACAAGUUCAAAGUGCAUUUCAUGAAACUUCUAGGAGGCGCUCUCGAAUUUCGCAUUUCGCAAUUCAAUCCCUUUUUUGCGCAUUCGUCCAUUUCGGGUCACAACCCGCUCACUGAUCUACUCUCCCCCCACUGCAACCCUCUUUCGAAAGAGAGAGAAAGAGAGAGAGAGAGGCGUAAAACACUAACGAAAAAAGGAAUAGGAUGGGCAAAAAAGCGAAAAGAGAGAGAAAGAGAGAGAGAUGAAGGGAUGUCUGAACGAUGAAUCACACAUUUUGGGCCUAGGUUUGGCGCCGAAAACGAAAAAACGCGGUUCUCUUUUGAUGUGAAUCGAAGUACACAAUUUCUAUUAUUUUGUAUUCCUCACACAUUCUCUUUUCCCUGUUUUCGGUAUCGGUACAGCCCCCACCCAUUUUUUUUUCCCGGAAUCCCCAUUCGCUUUCUGUUUUUCUUCGCUUCGGUCCUGGUCCCCGACUCAUAUGAUCUCGUUGACUCACACAAUCUUAUUAUCGAAAUUGAACUUCUAAAUCCUAAAAUUGCCGUGUUGUUGUGUUGGUAGUCAGAUUACACGAGACCGCCCUAAGCUCCUAGGCAAUUCGAAUCGCCAUUUUUGUAGGCGGGUCCAAAUCAUGUGACCACAACUGGUUCUGACCUAGAAACAACCAGUUGGGUAAUUGGAAUUGGCGAGCAGAGAUCGGCUGCGGGUUUGAGCCCAGAAUCGAGCUAGAAUCGCUUGGUGGCCUAGAAUUGGAAUUCUAGGCCAUCCCACAGUUGGUCUAAGAAUCCCAGGGUUGAAUUGCUAGGCGGUUAUCUAGAAUUAUAGCCGACAUUUGACAUUUUGCGGAAAAUACAAGUCUGAAAGUUACUAUCAGGCCCGGUUGAGUUAAAGACCAGGAUCCAGUGGGUUGGGGGAUCAUUGGUUAUGAUCCAGACGCGCCCCUUCCACGUCAUGAACCUUAUAAAUGUGCAAUGAGCUCUUUCUGGUGCCGGACACCCGAAAUGCUGCUCAACAACCAAUCUCGAGCGCAGUUUACUCGCUCACUUUUUCCGAUUUCGAAAUCGCUCUUCUUUUCGCCGUUUCCGGAGCUCGGAGCCCAAAAGUUGAGCUCUUUUUGGUGCGUCAAAGCGUUAAAUCCGCGCGUUUUUCGACACCGUUUCGAAAUAAGAUAAUAUUGUCCAUUUCUGCCGAUCGGCCUGAUGUUUUGAUCUCAUUUUCUUGAUGAUGUUCCAUUAGAUUGAAACCUUUGGACCAAUUUACUUUACUUCAAUAUAUCUCAGUUAAUUCUCAAUAUUUUUGUACACGCUAAAAAACGAAUUGAAAGACCCAGUUCUGCUCUACAACAUUGUAGUUGAUCACUUUUUCCGAUUCUGCACGCACGCACCUGAUAUUGUCGUUUAACUAAAAAGCGGGUAAAAAGAAGGCGGUCAACUUGGCGCCACCGUAUCUCGGUGAGUUUUAGACAUUUUUAAAGAGUUAAAAAAGGAAAUGGAAGCUCUAGACAUGCUCUACAAGUUCACCGUUAAACGGCUCUCACAAAAAUGUGCUUCAAGUAGUGAAAAUGUGAGUUGAAGUGAACCUACUCAGGUCUAGUGUUGAUACAGUUCAUUUUCGAUACCAACUUUUUUGCUACUGGUCUUUUCUUCUCAAUCAAUGUUCGCCAAAACCCUCGCUUCGAAUGGUGCUUGAUGUUACUUGUCUCUCAAGAAAUUCCAUCGGAAAAGUGAGAGAAAGAGUGGGUAGAGAGAGAGAAACUGAUAAAAACGAGUGAUAUGGUCAGCAGUCUCUCGUGUGUGUGUGUGUGUGUGAUUUGUUGAUUUGAUUCGAUUAAAUCACUCAUUUAUCUGUCUUCUUCUUCUUCUUCACUUUUUUCCCCAAUGUUUCUUCUUUCGUCCUAAUAGGUCUCACUUGAAACGAUUAGUCAUAGAAGAGAAAAACACAAGACACAGACCGAAAAAUGAUCAGAUCAUAAAUGAGAAGUGUGUUUUGAUGUUGUUGCGAAAGGAGAGAAGAAGAGAAAAAAGAACGAGACUUUUUAUGGGUCUCCUCGACCCGUGAUCUCUUCUUUUAUUUAGUAUUCAACACUUUUUUGACCAACUAUUAUCGGUCUCACGAUUUUCAUUGUUACUUCCUUUCGGCUUCUCUUGGAUCUUUGCCAAGAAUCAAACCGUGCUAUCUUAAUUUUGGUGCAAGAUCAUCAAAAUCACAACUUACGGAAGCGUUAAAGUGUAUAAAAAGAGCGCUCAUUUGCCGUUUUGACCAUGCAAAAAUGUUUUGAAUUGACAGAGAUAUGGUGCGUCGGCUAAUACCUUGAAAUGUUAAAAUUUUAGCGGUUCAAGUGAUUGCUCGAAAAAAGUGUACAACUACAAACUUUGAGCGCAUGUUUCGAGCUUUCAUUUUCGUGUUUAACUUUUGAAAAAUCGUCAAAACUGACUAAAACGCGUUUGGUCAAAGUUGCGCCUGAAAUAUUUUUCCCAGCAAACCUCAUCGCUUCUCCCAAGAAUCUGUAUAGUCAGAGGAAACUCCAAAACGACGGUGCUGUCGUUGUUGCUCAAUUUUUUGCCACGUCACCAAGAUUGAUGCGAUCGCAUUCGUUUUAUUUGAUACUACAAUCCAUCUUGCCACGUCAUCUACCGCCUACCCACUCUCUUUUUCGGCCAACACACAAAAAAGGGCAGGGUGUCUGGAGGCGAUUUCGAAAUUAUAUUGUAGCUUCCAAUAUGAAUCGCAUUUGUCUGGAAAUCAGUCGAACUCGAAGCGCGAUAAGAACCGGGACUGACGCAGUUCCAAUUGGUUUGACGCACACGCCAAGAAACUUGUUCCCCCCCCGAUAACAUUAAUCAUCUUCCGUACCGUCAUUUCUGGGUGGAAAAAGUAAAGUGUUCUGGUCAUUGGUCCGCCAACUGAUUGACCGUACUCGUACAGUUGCCACGUCGAAGUGCCAACUCGAAAACCUCGUCUACAAUCGGAUAUAUAUUGUGCUUCUUCUUCUUCUUCUUUCGCUUCUUCCUCGCCGACGAGCCCGCCCACAUUUUGCUCUCGCCCGCCGCAUAUGAGCCCGUCCAGAGAUUGCCUAGGAGUCUAGGCGCCGCCCAGUUUUGGCUCUCGGCCUCAUUAUCUUCCAGUUGCCCUCGUUUCUUUCCUUCCGCUUGUCGCCACCUUCACCACAACCCGCGGACAUUUGAUAUUAUUCAUCCAACUAUUUCUUCUUCUUCUUCUACCGACUGAUAUGAACCUCCCGCCCGGAUUCCCGCCGCCUCCGAAGCAACAACGGAGCAGGAGGUAUGUACGCUCUCUCUCUCUCUCUCUAUUUGAGGCAACACAAUUUCCGUUUCUUAUCUUUCCUAUAUUGUACACUUAUCAAAAGUGUGCCGCCACGUACACUGACUGACCUCUCAUUCUCGCCCUGAAUUGAACUGCUGAACUCGAACAAAAACCAGACAUCAAUUCAUCAUUUUCACCUGUUUUUAAUUGAUUCCUCCAAUUUUUCAUUUCAUUCUCAUCACCUGCUGCUGCUUCUUCCAACACUUUUGCCGAUGAUGAACUAUGACUAACAAGCAGUGUUGAGAAAUGAGAAAAAGAGAGCCAGUGUGUGCUUGAUAUAUAUGCUUGAAUCAGAGAUGAUUAGUCAGGUUCCGAUCGGGUUGAGUCCGAGUGUCUGGCCGGCCAGUCUGGUACAAGUCAAGCGGAAAGAGAAAGAGAGAGAGAGAGCCAAAAAUUGGAGUUGUGGUGGCUACAAACUCUAGGCUGAUCAGCAGUUUGCACCACCGAGGAAGGCAGGAUUACGAGGAGGACUUGGGGGGGGGGAUUUAGGAAAGAUCAUCGUGGACCACGAAUUCAGCUAUUAUAGGGGCACCGAACAGAAAGGGCGCUCUAUUGAGAAACUUUUUUGCAGUGCAAAUUGAGUGAGCUAGCUCGGGGCCGAAUUUGAAAAGUUAGGCCACGUUUUCAGUGGAAAAUUACUUCGCGGACUAGAAAUUCGGCCAGAUUGCGAACAGAGCGCCCUUUCUAUUCGGUGCCCCUAUAAUAUGACCGUAUGACCCUGUAAAUGAACCUGACUAUGAACUCAACUUGAGCACAAACUCCACAAUGAUCUGACAACAACAGGAUGUUGUCAUGUAGGUCACCGGAAAUUGGCAUAACAACAAUACUUGUGGCUCCAAUCUACCGUAAUCCGUGAAAGUAGGCGGUGACGGCUUCAGUUCCUACUCCUCUAGUACCAAAGAUCCAUGAGACUAACUGGAGCCAAAUGCUAAGAACGUAAGCCUAUCUAAGCCCCCCUCAGUUCUUACAAUCGAAACUUUCAACACUAUCGUCUUCCCGGGAAAAUCCAAGUCAUGUUAGUCUGAUGACGUGACAAAUCACAUUCUGCCAGAAGAAAACUUGCGACGCUACGAUUCCGCCGCUUCCGCCAUCCGUUUUGUACCUACAAUAUAAGUUUGGCCGCCGCCGCCGACAAUAACAACACACGAGCAGAAGACUUCGCGCGCGCGAUUUUGAUUUGGAGCGGGGGUUCCAACUUUCUGGGGAUCCGAGUAAUCCGAUGUUUGUCCAGUUUGUUCCUGGCGGCGCUUGGCUCUGAUUACGCAAAUUUUAAUGGGUAUAAAAUGAAUUCGAGACUAUACAUAGAUCAAAGAUUUCAAUGAUGGCGUGGAUUCCUAUCUGGAACUUGGGCUUCUUUUUUUUUUUGCUCGGUGCUCUCGGUCUCUGAUUCGUUAGUGAAGAAGCCCCGUUUUUGAGACACACACAGUGAAUUAGGAUUCAGAAUUGACGUGCUGUCUUGAUGAUCCAUAGAGUACUGUAGUAGGUCAAAGGAACAUCUCUGUUCCACCCAUCACGUCACUUAUUUUCACCGGGGGGGCACAGCAAAAAAAGAGCGCGCGGGAAAACAAUUCGCCAAUUGGCAAUUGGCAAUUCGAAAGGAGGCGCCAAUUCGUCAAAUUCAAAUUGGAUGCUGCACGUCUUCUUCUUCUUCUUCUUCUUCUUCUUCUUCCUCUUCUUCCCCGUCUUCGUUUCACUUCUUCAUUUUUUCAAUCACAUCACUCACCCCACCGCCGCCGCUUCCUCAGCUUUUAUAAUUGCGUUUUUGAUGGAUCUGGGCCACGUCAUAUUGACGGAAAAGCGUUUGUCAAAUCGGCUAGAGCUGCUGAAAUGAAAAAUGCGAAAGGCAUCUAUCUAGACUGUGUAGCGGUGCCACGUCAAACUUCUUUGACUCGAACGUCAGCGGCAGAGCAGCAGCAGCAGCUCAAUUCCUAAUCCGAGACGAAGUUUCUUCUAGCUCGACGUCACAACCGCCGCAGCAGCAGCAGCAGCAGCAAGCGCAUAUAGAAUCACGGCAGUGGAGAAAAGUGCGGUUCGUGGACGACAAGCUGCAGCAGCAGGAUCACGAGACCAACUACAUUUUGCGGCGAACUUUAGUUAGGUUAGUACAGGACAUGUAGGUAAAUUGCUCUUCAGUUUUGACCUACUUUUCACUUUUGUUCGUUGCUUCAAAUUGCUCUCAUUUCAAUAUUUAGACUCACUGGAUACUCUGAUCUACUAGAUAUUGUGUCAAGUUGGUUGACCUACAUUUUCCAAAGGUCACGCGUUUUAUUGAUUUGAUUCUCUGCUCGGUCCUCUCGCUCUGCCGCCACCUAAAAGUUUUGAGGCUAGGGGGGCGUUGACCUACUUUGUCCUGCUUGCACUUUUUCACUCAUUUCAAGAACCUAUCUCUCUCUCUCUCAUCGUGUUUUGCUCCUCUUAAUCCACUUUUGUGCUGCUCAUCCCUCCUAUUCCACAAAGCCUCUCAGCUUUUCCGCGUCUCUUUUGAGCCAAAACACAAGACGCGUCUUCCUGCUCCGCCUCCUGCUCUAGAACGAUUGAAGAGAGCACAAGCACAACAGCUCAAUCCAUCGCGAGCGCCGCCGAGACCCCCAUUCCAUUUUCCCAUUUUUCUCUCUCUCUCUCGGGCCGCUUUUUGUGUGCAUGUCAAUGUGUUUUCUGCCUCCCUCUCGCUCCCUCGUGAGAGAAAGAGAGAGAGAGAGAGAGAGAGAGAGAGAGAGAGAAAAUGGGUGGAGGAGACGGAGAAGAAGAAGAAGAAGAAGAAGAAGAAGCAGAAGCGAAAGGAGAAGAAGAAAAAAGAAGAUGGCAAAAAAAGAGAAAGAGAAAGCGGCUCGGAAAAAUUUCUGGACUCACUCGUCGAGCACAACCCUUCGGCGGUCCCCAACACCACGCUCGAGACCAACUCGAUUUCGAGUCAUCGCGACGCUUUUUCGAGGGGGGUUUCUAGGCCAUUCGGGCGCCGAAAGUUCGGCCGCCAAGAGUGUGUCGGUGACUAGGCGAUGUUUGAGAAAGUUAGGCCACGGCCAUCCUCAUUUACCGUAACUCUACGCUUCUUUUGUGUGUUUUGUGGCGGCGUUGGGUUCCUAGGCCACUCUUGCAAAAAGUUCGGCCACACCCAUUUUCCACCUGCUCUUCUUCCUCAUACACAUUUUUUUUCAAAACUUUGAAAAAAGAGUUCCCGGAAACACAUUUCCUGGUGUGUGUGUGUGUGUGCCUCGCUUCUCAAACUUUUGCCAUUCCUCCUAUGAUGACGGAGUGAGUGGCGAAGCCAUAUAUAUAUUGUUCUUUUUCUCAUAAUUGUGUCAUUCUCGGUAUUGGUUGAUGCCAAAUUGAAUUAGGCUCAUUGACAUUCUGGCGCGCGAAAAAGAGCAUGUCCGGGGAUUCACGUGCACCUUUGUAUUUUCCGGGGAAAAACCAAAGGGCUAUAAGCCUAUUAAAGGCGGGUUUUCCGUAUUUGUGUGUGUGUGUGUGUGUGGGGACUAAUCAAAUCAAAAAAGCGCGAUUAGUGUGUGGUGCGCACGACGACGCUCCUAUUUGAGCUUCUCAGAAGUGAAUGAGGUGGUGUGCUCAUGAUCGUAUGAUUCGAUAAAGUGCGUUACAUGCGCGGUGGUCUCCUGCAAGCUUCUGACGUCGGAAAUUUGAUUGGGGUUACUGUAGCUAGGCUUGUGUGCAAGUUUUCGUCACGGUGCAUACACCGAAAGCUUCGAGGCCUUACUGUUGCUGCUAACCCCCGGCCCCACGUCCUCCUCCUCCUCCAUAAAAUGCCCUUCUCGUGUCACUUGUCAAUCUGUCAACCCUCGCUCGUUUUUCUUGAAAUUCGUGUCGCUUUUCCGGCCGUACCUUCAUCUCUCUCUCUCUCUCUCUCUCUCUCUCUCUCUCACUCUUCCGGCUAGAGUUUUCGUCUGAAUGUUUGAUUAUUUGCAUGCAUGUCGACGUCGUCUUGACGUCUUCAGACAUGCGCCCACACCCGUUUUCAUCAUCACCAUCAACCGUGUUGUUCUUCCAGCAAACUGUCGUCGUCGGAGGCGGAUUCGGCGCGGGUCGGCGCGCGUCAACGCAACCGUUCGCUCAAAAAGUCGCCGGCGGUGCAGGAUGACGAUCCGACCACUCAUCAUCAGCACCAUCAACACCAUCUACAACAACACCAGCACCAGCACCAUCAGAUCACCUCGACGCAUCCGCAUCCGCUUCAGGUGCAUCCGUUCCACAACACCUCGCUCCAGCAUCAUUUGGCGCCGCCCACCACGAGCUCCGCGGCCCCCGAGCCACGUAGAGCCGCCAGUUUUGACGUGGCAGCCGUUUCGGCCGUGCCCAAAUUGUCUCCAGGUGAGAGAUUUGAAUGUUUCACAACCAGACGCUACGUGUGCCCCGGUUGCAAAGUGUCAGCUUCGCUUCAAGUUCUGAAGCGGAAGGAGUUUAGAAGCAAACGUUUCGCAACCACUUUAUCUAGCUGUUCGAAUGUCGGUUGCCAAGUGUUCGCUUCAAGUUCCGGGGACGUUUUGCAACUAAUCACAUUUUUGAACUGGCGCUUGGUUGCCGGCAGUUUAGAACAUGAACGUUUUGCAACAACUGGGGUUCCAAAGUGUCGUUGCAAAACGUCCUUUAACCACUAACCAUAUUUGUGCUCAGCGCCGUUCCGUCCGGGCUCGUUCGACGCCGGCCGUUCGGCGUUCUCUCCGGUUGAAGUGCCCCGUCUUCUCGUCCAAUCUCCCCUGUCACCCCUUCAGGUACUAAGCCUAAGCCUCCGCCUCCCACUUUCCACACUAACUUUUGCCCCCCAUUUUGAAGCUCGAACCACCGCCCGCCGCCACCGACAAUCGAUUGCUGACUGUGCCGUCGCCGUCGGAUUUCCGCAAAAGUCCCGUCGUCGAUAACCAUCGGUCCUUUUCGUGUACGUCCUCUUCCACUUUUUCAGUUUUAUUUUGGUUUGCAUUGGAAAAAUCUAUUGGAUUAAUUAAUUUCGUUUGAAGAUUGAAGACUAACAAGCAAACUAAUAAUUUGCGAGAAUUUGCGAGAAUUUGCGAGAAUUUGCGAGAAAACCUUGAGAAUUUGCAGGCGAAUCCCCGAAAGGCGCGGCCAACUCGACCGAUUUUCUGACCCAGCUCACUUUGAGCCCGAACCUCAUUAGUCAGUUGUCGGCCGCAAUAAACCGCCCAAUCGGCAUCGCUUCUCCGCUCCUGGACGACCUCAAAAUGAACAUUGGACAGUUGCCGAAAGUUGAGGUUCGAUAAUCAUUCAAAACUAUGUAUCUCGGCUGCUGAUAGAGGUUUCAAAAUACUGUCAACUAAUAAAAUAUGCACAAUGUCUUUCUGAGAAAAGUAUCAGUUGGCAGUUUUUUGAUAUCUCUACCGACAGCUGAGAUAUAUUAUUCUAAAAAAAAAGGUGUUACUGGUGGUACUUACCACUUUUGAUUUAUAGCAAAUGGACUGCUCGACGGGCGGCUCAUUCGAGACGAUGGCUUCUGGAAGCUUUGAAAUAAUGACAAGUGCUCAAUCUUCCUUCGAUCAGGUUUGUAUGCCAAGUUUCCAGGAAACGGAUAGUAUUACAGGGCACGCAUACGAUCAGCCAGGCGACUGCGGAGCUGCUCGCUCAAAUGCCGCCCAAAUCGAUCAUUCAGGACGAUAUUCGCGCCGGAAACGGCCGGUUCGCACUUGUCCGAAAGCGCGGACGAUCCGAAGUUUGGAACUUGUUUGGACAGGUACGGAAGGAGGUGACAAAUUAAAAAGCAGCAGCCAAAAAGGGGGGUGUGGCGUCGAGUUUUUUCAAGUGCGAAUUUGAUCAUUUGUUUGGUUGAAAAUCACACAUUUCAAAGCACUCCACUUGUAGCUGAGCUCCAAUUUGGCACGAUGCUCCAGCGUGCUCAGAAGCUUGCUCACCAGAGUUGAGCGGAAGAACACAACGAAAGAACACAGAAGAAUUUUUAUCUUUUUUAGAAAAUUUUUUCAUGGAAUGUGAUCAACUGACGAAAUGUGUAGAAAAGUGAACUCUGCUCAUAGAAAAAUAAUUGUAAAUUUAACUUUUCAUACAAAAAAGUUAUUCGAGUUGUUGUCCUUCCGUCUUCCGUUUGCCCUUUCUUCACGGAACAACUUGAAUAACUGUUUUGUAUGAAAAGCUAAAUUUACAAUUAUUUUUUUAUGAGCAGAGUUCAUGUUGCUCUACAUUUUGUCAGUUGAUCACAUUCCAUGAAAAAAAUUUCUAAAAAAGAUAAAAAUUCUUCCGUGUUCUUCCGCUCAACACUGUUGCUCACCAUCAGACACUCUAAUAACCGCCCUUUUUCUCUUUCAGGUAAUGGACAACGUGACACAAGUGCGUCUGCCCUACGUCGCCUGUUACGCGUGCAAAGUGCUCUACACGGACACGGGCGGCGGCACCGGCAACAUGACACGUCAUCGGUGUCCGAUCGGAGCCAGCUACCGCUCGAGCACGCACGCCUCCUCGACGGAGACGGUCGAGCCGGGCGGCGGCUCGUUCGACUCGACACCUUCGGCACGGGCGGCCGGCGAAGCGCUCUCUCGCUCGGCGCUCUCGAUCAACAUGGCUGAAGGCGUCGGCGGCGCCUCCUCGGGCGGCUCCGCAUCCGGCUCCGGUGGCUCCGCGUCGCUUCCGCUCCUCACGCAGCACUCUGGAGAGGUACGUUCGAGCCCGUUUCAGUUUGUCAAUGCGCUCUCGCGACGGUUCUAGAUGUUCCAGAACACUAUCGGCGACGUGGAUCGCGAGGUGUUGACGGACGCGAUCGUCAAGUGUUGCGCCCUCGAUCUCAUCGAUCCGAUCGUGUUCAGCGGCAAAGGAUUUCGUGGGCUGCUCAAACAGCUGAGCCACGUGUCGAAGCGAGUGUCCGAGGCGCCCGUCGAAGGUUUUCCCGACAUUCAAACUGUGCGGAACGCGAUGCAAACGCACCUCCGCUUCUGUCAGGACGAUCUAAAAAACGAGCUGUCACGGACGACACAGGGAUGUCGAUUGGCGAUCGAGACGAUGACCUACUCGGGCAGAGACUAUCGUGUCAUUCAUGGAUCUCGGAUCAGUCCGGAUUGGAAGUGGCGGAGCAAUAUUUUGGGGUAAGAGCCAGCCAAGAGUCAGCCAAGUCAUUCAAACAUUUGCCACAUUUCAGAGUGUUCAAAGGCAAAGAAACGGAAUCGCUGAAAGAGAUGGUAAACUUGGUGAUCCACAACUACGAACUCAACAAAUCGCUGCUCCGCAUAACCGUACCCAACAAGACCAACGACCUCGACGAGUCGGUCAAAUACUUCCUCGACAUUAAGGCGAAACUGAAAGACAUUCUCUUCACGAUCCUCUCCGCCUGCACGCUCGAAGUGACGAAGAUGCUCGAAGGAAUCGAUCGACUCACAAAAGUGCUUGUGGAAAUGGACGUGCGUCUUCCAUUCGCCACAGAGCCACGCGAGGACAUUUUCGACGUGCAUCACCUUUUGGCCGAGUGGAAUGAUCAGUGGGGACAGAUGGAGCAGAUCAUCGCGUCGAAGACUCCGAAUCUGCUCGACGACUUCAAGAAGAUGAAUCCGCAGCACAUGCGCGACCUCGAGAUGUUCAUUCUUCCGUUCCGCGAGACCAUCGAGAGCCUCACCUCCGAGCAUCCGAACUUUCACAAAGUGCUUCCCGAAUGGCUCGCGCUUCAGCACGAGUGUCAGGUGCAGAACGACGAGCCGAACGUCUUGCUCCGAGAGCUCAAGGAGAUCGCCACCCGGGUUCUGCUAGCGGAAAAAGACAAUAUUCUGAGCGAUGAGCACCGAAUCGCGGCGAUCCUCAACCCGCGACUCCUUCGCAAGUUGGGCAUGAUACUGACGGAGGCGGAAAAGAUCACGGCGUGCGAGAAAAUCCGCUCAAUCUGCAACUUUCGCAAUCCGAAACAGCCGCUGAGCCGCGGAAGCUCGUGCGAUGGAGAGCCGCACAGGUGGGAAAUGUUUGUGCUCGCAAACUGUUGGCGAUAUUUUAUGAGUGCCGGUGUGGUUUUUUCAGAAAGCGACGCAUGUUCUUGUCGUCGUUGGAGGACGAUCAGGCGGUCGACGAGCUGGAGUGCUAUCUGAGAUCACAGUACGGUCCACAUCAGACCAAGUGAGUUUUUGAGCAUCACGGCGAACUUUGAAAAACAUUGUACUUUGUUGCUAUGGAAGAUUUUGUCGGAUAGAGAGCAAUCAGAACUCUUUUCAGAGACGUCAUCACAUUCUGGUCGGUCACCGGUCACACCCAGUUCCCAACGCUCAGCGCCCUGGCUCGUCGGACCCUCUGCACGCCGGCCAUCGCGCCGAAAACGCAUUUCGACGCGAGAUGUGCGUCCGUGAGCCCCGAUCAACUGCACACUUUUCUCAUGCUCCGCUCGAUGUUCGACUCGGAGAAAGACGAGGAGACCGCCUAG
Messenger RNA from Caenorhabditis sp. 36 PRJEB53466, 15983 nucleotides. NCBI's taxonomy places the organism in Eukaryota, Metazoa, Nematoda, Chromadorea, Rhabditida, Rhabditidae. The record is from the annotation of a GenBank genome assembly.